CAUUCUGUCGUUCCCCAUGAAACUAUUUGAGAUGAUUCAUGGCAGCAGCAGCAGCAGGAUGACUUAGACCUUUUGUGGGAAAAAGAAAAUCACCUCAAGAAAUAAAUUCAAUCAAAUUCUUGUUUGUGUCCCAUUGAAAGAAGUUUCCCACCUUCCACUCACUCUGGUGUUGCGCCACCAAUUCCGAAGCAAACACAAACACAAGCCCCACAUGAACUGACGCAAUUGUUUUCCCCAUCUCCUGGGUGAUCACACUCUGUGGGUAGAACGUCUUGUCUUCUACAGUGGUUGAUGUGCACACGUGCGCACAAACCACUCUUUCUGUACCGCUUGCUUUCCGUUUCUCUUCAGGAAGCUUCACUUUGUUCGCCCCCUUCAUCUGCCUUCUUUACGCAAAUGAGCCGCACCAAGUGUCUGCUUUCCAGCCCGGUGGAAAAAUGCUGAAAUGACACUAGGACCAAACCACACUCUGGCCUUUUCAAGAACAGGGUUCAAAAGGAACUGCUGCAUGUGCAGACAGCAGCAAGCCAGGACUGACAAUUUCUGCUACCUUACACAGCCAAACCCCAAAAAUCUGAAAUAUACGAACCCCCCGUGCUCACAGAACAAUCUGAAGUUUUGCUUCAAGGAUCGACCUAAAAUGGAGCCAGCGGGGGAUCAUUUUGCCGAAGGGGCUGAGGGGAGUCUCAAACAGUUGGCAUCAAAGUGGUUCAUAGAGACUCAAGUGCCGCUCAUUGUCAAUAAUGGACUAUUCCCAUCUUGGUUCCUGGGCUUCAUUUCCAGACAAGAAUCCGAGGAAAUUCUCAGAGAAAAAAAGCUGGGAUCUUUCUUGAUACGUCUCAGUGAUAAGACUAUUGGAUACAUACUGUCAUAUAAAGGUCGAGAUCGGUGUCGGCACUUUGUGAUCAGCCAAAGAGAGACGGGACAGUUUGGGGUGUGUGGAGACACUGAGGAACACAACACCAUGCCUGAACUCCUCGAGUACUACAAAACCAGUCCCAUCGAGCCUUUUGGAGAAUAUCUGACAUCCUCGUGCUUUGAGGUCCUCAAUGAGGAGUUGUAUGAUAUCAUUCAGGUUAGUCCGAAGCAAAAAAGAAUGUUUGCUCUCAAAGCUGAAAAGAAGGUGAAGAAGCCACAAAGUGACUCAGCUGCAGAGACGCAACCGACUCGUCCACCGAAGAACAACAGAACUCAAGAGGAACUGCCCCCUCUGCCCCUGAGGACCAGGCACCUCGACACCAGCACCAUCAGCGACCAAAGCGGGAUUCUUUAUGCUCAGCUCAGGAAGCAAACGCCCAGAGAUGGAAACAGAUCCCAGCAACUUUCUCUGGACGGUUUACCUCAUGCCAACCCCAGAAAAUCUGAAAGUUCUACUUCUGUGGAUCAGAGCGGUUCGUCUUUAAACCCAGAAUCGGUUUACUCCGAGCUCAGUCUGCUGGACGCCAAGAGCAGGUCUCUGCCUCAGCUGGUGAGCAGCUCCGACGGCGAGCAGGCGAACCGACUGACUGCUCCUCCUCAAACCCCUCCAAGACUUUCUCCUAAACCCAUCAGACAGGCGGGGAGUUGCUCCCCACAGCCCGGCAGGACAGAAGGCAGACCAAACCUGGACUGCACGGGCGACACCGCCGUUUAUCACCUGGUCGGCAGACCCGACAACCGCAGCCCAACACCUUCUCACUACAGAUCUGCGACACCAGAGCAGGACGAUGAAAGCGUGUACGCAGAGGUGACCAGUGAAGCUCCCGACAGCACCUACGAGCCCCUUCCAGGCCACACAGAGCCAGGAAAACCCGAGCACAUCACUUAUGCGCCUGUGGAGGACAAAAGACGCAAACAAAACUACAAUUCCUGGGGAUUAAAGAAUGACAAAUGGAAAUGGUUCUUCGCAGAUGGAAAAAAGAAACAGUGAAGAUGCCUCCUUGCAGGCCAACAUGGAAAUCGUUCAUCCACUUGACUCACUUGACACUACCCUGGAACUCACUAAUUUGCAGCUUCAUAUUCAGCUUUUACAACAGAAUUCCUGUAAUUUUGCUUGAAAUGUAUGUAUUAAACAUUAAGGAAACAACAGAUUGAAUCUGUGAAAAACAAUCUGUCUUAUUUAAUAAACUCUUCACUUGUUUCAAA
Oryzias melastigma (Indian medaka) is the source of this 2124-nucleotide messenger RNA. RefSeq lists its product as uncharacterized. The transcript has 9 exons. The record is from RefSeq and is a predicted model, not a curated record. Gene Ontology annotation, cellular component: cytoplasm. Bases 446 to 1909 code for a protein of 487 amino acids. Lineage: Eukaryota; Metazoa; Chordata; Actinopteri; Beloniformes; Adrianichthyidae.